Hypoxylon fragiforme is the source of this 777-nucleotide messenger RNA. Its product is annotated as oxidoreductase. Gene Ontology annotation, molecular function: oxidoreductase activity, acting on the CH-OH group of donors, NAD or NADP as acceptor. The transcript is spliced from 4 exons. Lineage: Eukaryota; Fungi; Ascomycota; Sordariomycetes; Xylariales; Hypoxylaceae. Bases 1 to 777 code for a protein of 258 amino acids. The record is from RefSeq and is a predicted model, not a curated record.
AUGACUUCGGCAUUGAUCCUUGGUGCUACUAGGGGGCUGGGUGCUGCCCUGGUGAAGGAAUACAUCUCACAACCCUCCACGCAGGUCUUCGCUACUACACGGUCUGCAAACGCCCCGAGCGGGUUCCCAGAUGGUGUUCAAUGGCUCCCCAAUAUCGAUCUGACCCAGCCCGAUGUUGGAAAGACUCUCGCUGACCAGCUCAAAGGGAAGGAUCCUUUGGAUGUGGUCGUUAUCAAUGCUGGCCGAUUCAUGACAGAAGACUUCUCUACCGAGAAAGGUCCAAAUUGGGCUGACGAAGUGACCAUGUAUACCACAAGCUCCAUUGCACCGGUAUUCGUUAUCCACAGCCUCGCACACGCUGGUCUUUUGAAACAAGGAUCCAAAGUUGUCCUCGUGUCUAGCGAGGCUGGAAGUAUCACAUUGCGGCAUGAAAAGGAAGGGGGCGGAAACUAUGCUCACCACGCCAGCAAGGCGGCGCUGAACAUGGUCGGCAAGCUCCUAGCCAUCGACCUUAAAGAGAAGGGCGUCAUAGUCAGCAUCCUUCACCCUGGCUUCAUGCGGACUGAGAUGACCAAAGGUGUUGGCUUCGACAAGCAUUGGGAUGCGGGCGGCGCGGUGACUCCGGAUGAGGCUGCGAAGAGCCUCGUAAAGUGGACAGAAAGGCUAGAUAUUAGCAAGUCUGGGGAAUAUUGGGCACCACGUGGACCACGCGACAUUGGUAUGGCUGAAACUGUGCUCGGGACGAACCUGGAAACGCCUCUGAAGCUGCCCUGGUAA